This is a messenger RNA of Terrapene triunguis (Three-toed box turtle), 3123 nucleotides long. RefSeq names its product mitogen-activated protein kinase kinase kinase 11 (gene MAP3K11). Gene Ontology annotation, biological process: positive regulation of apoptotic process; protein phosphorylation; microtubule-based process. Lineage: Eukaryota; Metazoa; Chordata; Testudines; Emydidae. Gene Ontology annotation, molecular function: ATP binding; JUN kinase kinase kinase activity; protein binding. Gene Ontology annotation, cellular component: centrosome. The transcript has 5 exons. The record is from RefSeq and is a predicted model, not a curated record. Bases 429 to 2342 code for a protein of 637 amino acids.
GGAUUAUCCUGAUCCCUGUAGGGGGUGAACCUGGUCCCUGUGGGGGGAGCAGGCUGUAGGGGGUGAUCCCACCCCUUGUGAGGGGGAAUAGACCAGAGAGAAUAAGUCUGUGCCCCCCGGAGGGGGGGGGAAUAGACUGCCAGGGAUCAUUGUGGCCCCUGGCAGGGGGAAUAGAUUGUAACUGGGAUGAUCCUGCCCCAGCAAGAGGGGGAUUAAACUGUAGGAGCUGAUCCUGGUUCCCAGAUGGAAGGGGACUCCUGUAAGUGGGCGGGUUUCCCAGCCCCAUAACCACCCUGCUACCGUGAGACCCCUGCGAGCCGGGACCCCCAGCCUGGCCUUGCAGCACCUCUCAGGGAAGAUGCCCAUGCCGUGAAGGGCCACAUCUGGGCAGGGUCCCGCUAGAGGCUGCCCCCAGCCUCUGACCCAGGAUGGAGCCACUGAAGAACCUGCUGCGGAAGGGCGCAUGGGGGCCGGAGCGGAGUGGCGGGGCGGCUUACACCAACCCGGUGUGGACAGCGCUCUUCGACUACGAGGCGGCAAGCAGCGACGAGCUCAGCCUGCGCCAGGGGGACCGCGUGGAGGUGCUGUCGUGGGAUGCCACUGUGUCUGGUGAUGAGGGCUGGUGGGCAGGCCGAGUGCGGAGCCAGGUGGGCAUCUUCCCCUCCAGCUACGUCUCCUUGCAGCCCGUCGGCUAUGGCGAGGCUCCAGUUCACGCCGACUUCCGGGAGCUGCGGCUGGAGGAGGUGAUUGGGGUGGGGGGCUUCGGCAAGGUGUACCGCGGCAGCUGGAAGGGCGAGCUGGUAGCGGUGAAGGCGGCGCGCCAGGACCCGGAUGAAGACAUCAGUGCCACAGCGGAGAGUGUGCGCCAGGAGGCCCGGCUCUUCGCCAUGCUGCGCCACCCCAACAUCAUCACCCUCAAGGCCGUCUGCCUGCAGGAGCCCAACCUGUGCCUGGUGAUGGAGUAUGCGGCUGGGGGCCCACUCAGCCGCGCCCUGGCCGGGCGCAGGAUCCCUCCCCAUGUGCUGGUGGACUGGGCGGUACAGAUUGCCAGGGGCAUGCAGUACCUGCACUGCGGGGCCAUCGUACCUGUCAUCCACCGCGACCUCAAGUCCAACAACAUGGAGCCCGCCGAGAGCAGCCAGAGCUGGGGCAGACAGGCACCACGCCGCACAGAUGAGGCCUGGAAUGGGGAGCGCCGCCCUGGCAAGAAUUGGGGUCCCGGAUCCCCCAAGCCCUGGGAGGGCAGCACCCAAAAUGGCAGAAGGAGGUCCCGGCCGGAGGAGACAACCUGGUAUGUUGAGCCGGAGGAGCCCAAUCCUGUGGAGCCGGCCCCACCCCAGCCUGCCCUGAACGGUGAUGUCCUCUCUCUAGGCCCCAACGGGACCCAGGAGUCCGAGGAGCAGCGGGCACCGGCUCCGGAGCGUAUCAGCACCCCCAAACUCAUCCAGAGAGCACUGCUGAGAGGCACAGCACUGCUGGCCUCUCUUGGGCUGGGCCGGGACCUGUCACAGGCCCGACGGGAGGAGAAGGGGGAGCCCCCACCCGUGUCCACCCCCCCGCCUUCUCCUGAGCUCAUCCGCUUCUCCCCCAAGGACACACACUGCCCCGCCCUGCUGGUGGAGCUGGACCAGGGUGGGCUGGCCCGGACGCCAGGGUCCACGAAGGAGGACCAGGAGGGGCUGGCCCGGACACCAGAGUCCGUGGAGCAGGGCCAGGAGGGGCCGGCCCAGACACCAGGGUCCACGGAGCUGCUCAUCCACCUGGUCCCAGGUGGUGACAGAGGGUCCCUGACCCCCUUGUGGGGUCAGAGGUCACCAAAGAGCCCAGGAUGUGAGGAGGAGUGGAGUCCUGGCAGCAGGGCGGAUAAGUGGGGUGGGUCCCUCCCAUCGCCCUCAUCCCCCUGCAGCCCCCACUCGCCACGCCCCUCCCCACACACCAGCCUCAUCUCCCGGCCCCGCCCCUCCCCUGUGCGCAGCCGCAUCGACCCCUGGAGUUUUGUGUCGGCUGGGCCCCGUCCCUCCCCAGCCCAGUCCCCCCAGCCAGAGCCACGCCGGUGUCGGGCGGGGACCCCCGACUCCAGCAACCCCUUCAUGACCUCCGACCCCUUCUUCCACCCCUCACCGGGACCUUUUGACUCGGAGACCUUCGACCCUUUUGCCUCGGCACCCAGAUUGACCGGUCUCUCCUGCCGCCUGGACCAUGGCCAGCUCAGUCCCUACCCCUCGCCCCCUCCACGCCUCUCCUCUGGCUUUCCUGACCCUCUGGAGCAGACCAAAGAGACCCACCCCCUGCCAUGGUGGGUGGCCAGAUCCCCGCAGGAGGACAGCAGAGUCCCAAAGUGAAAUGGGCGAUACAGGAAGUCCUGGCCUCUUUGGACAGUUGCACACAGGAAGUCCUACAACGAAAGUGGGCAAUACUGGAAGUCCCACCCUCCUCAGACUUUGCAUGGAGGAAGUCCCGCCCUCUUUGGACAAUUGCACACUGGAAGUCCUGCCCUCCUCAAGUUCUGGGCACAGGAAGUCCCAUCUUGCAUGGAUCAUUGUACCAGAUACAAGGCUCAGGUUGGGGUGGUCUCUGUGUUGGAUGUUUGGGGAGUGAGGGGAGCUUACACUAUACACUGGAAAGGUGGGGGAAUUCGGGGGAGCUCCUGUGGGGUAACUGGGGCACCUCCCCUCUCCUUAAAGAAGAGACUAACAAUGGCUUGGACACCCUCUGAGCCUGGUGCCAUGUUACACAUGGCAUGAGGUUGUCAGGUCUCUGCCAAACUCCCACCCUGGUCCUCAGAACCACUGCAUAGGUAGCGAUCACUGUUUGGGAGUGAGGGGCACUGGCAGAGCUGGGGGAGCCCAGGGCUGGGAUAGAAGGAGUGAGAGGCACUGGCUCAGCCUAUCUGUUAUUGAACACUAAUAGUGGGCCCCCUCUGUUCCCAGCGGGGGGUUCUGGUGUCUGGGUUGGGGACCAGCCACCCCUCCCACAAGGUAGCAGCCCCUUUUGCUGAGAGCAGGGGGUGUCUUGGGGAUAUCCCUGGGUGGGGGGGAGGACACUGGGAGGGGUCGAUUCGGGAUCACCCCCCCCUUGCUACAUUCCCGAGCACGGACUGGCUGCAGGUGAGCAUGCGCCUUG